UUGUGCGCCCUCUCAGCUUGGGAAAAUUAUAUAACAAUUCAAGAUGGCAGCCUCCAGGAUCCCACCCGCUGCGAUGAGUUUGAAGCAGUUUAUGCUGCGUCAGCAGGUGAUUUCACUUUACCGAGAUGUGUUCAGAGCUCUACGUGCUAUGCCUGAUGACGCACAGAAGAAAGAGGUGAAAGCCUGGGCAAAGGAAGAGUUCCGUAGGAAUCAACAUCACAAAGAUGAGAUGGUGAUUAAGAUGCUGCUGACUCAAGGCCGUCAAUCUCUCAGAGAGCUCCAGAAGACUGUCAAUAUGGCUAGGUGAUGACCACAGAUUAAACUCUGAGCCAGUGCAUAGAUGUCCACAUUCAGCUGAGCAUACUGAUGGGGGCUAAAGCAAUCUGGACAUCAUUGACUCUUCCUGAGGAUGAAAUUCUGUGAUUUUACUAUCAUGCAACUGAAGUAUACUUUUCAAAGAUUAUUCAGAGGAGAGGAUCAAAAUGUAGAAGUCACUGAUUUUGUCAAGAGCAGUUUUCUCAGGACUCACUGAGCAUACUGUUGUAGCAAUCUGGAUAUCAACUCAGGCCCUCAGGGUGAAAAUAAAUUCUGGAAUCUUGAAGUAAACUUCUCAAAGGUUAUUCCAAGGAGAUGAUUUGAACCUGAAAAUGAUUCGGUCAGGACUUCUCAGGACUUGGUGAAGCAAGGAUCUUCAGUAAGGUGAGGAAAAUGACAUGACUUUCAGAUGACAAGUUCCAUUGACAAAAAUGGACUGUUUGUUGAUGUAACAGAUAUUUUAGAAAAUACUGUAUAGUUUUACCAAAAAAAAAAAAUUAAAAGUUCUUUAUUUAGCAGUUGCACAAAAGAGAUUGAUGGUAUGCCAUCAGACAUAAUGGAAAUAGCUUCAACUAGGUAAGUCUGUUUUGUCGACUGAUUGGAGGUGUGAUAGCUAAGUCGGUAGAGCAGGGUUUUCCGAUUCCAGUGACCCGGGUUCGAUUCCCACUUUGUGUGCUAGUGGCCUUUGGUAAGGCAUUAGUUCUCAUUACCAGGUAACCCUUGGAGAGGACCAUAAGACCUUGGUCCUCUAGUUGCUUACUUAUUCAUUCUUUCUUAGCAAUCAGGUAAAAAAAAAUCACUAGCGUUUACUAUCAUUAGGACUGUAGCAUUAGUAAGCAACCAGAAGACCAAACACUGUUCCUCUUAUUUUGAGGGAUGUAGGAAUGAGUAUUGACCUUAGUGCAUCAAAAUUAUAUCUAAUUAAAGUUUGUGCAUGAUGAGACAUCUGCAACUACCAAGAUGUGUGAUAAUGAACUCACUGAAUAGGCCUCGGCUAUUUUUAAACGAGGGGACUAAAACUCAAAAGAGUACAACCAUGCUGAGUUCAAAGUAACCUUGUGUUUCGUAUUCAUAAGGCAAAUAGUAGGCAUGGAUUUCAGCUGGGGAAAUUCCAUUAAUCCCCUGCUAGUAAUGAAAUCCAUAAUUCAAAUCAAUCCUAGAUUUUACUGCAGACACAGCUGCUAGGUCAGUAUCAACAAACAAUAUGGCAAAAACGAAUACAAAUAUAAAGAUAUGAAAGGCUUAUUCGUGUGAGUCGGGUGUGACAUCUAUCUGCUUAUCUGCAUAAGUUGACUUUUUUCAGAUUCUAAUCAAUAAUUUAGACUUGGGGGUAUUUCACAAAGAUUUAAGAUUGACUUAUUGUCACACUUAAAUGCAGAAGCAUACAUAAUAUGCAACAUUCAGUCUUAUUGAUCAAUACGCAGUAUUGCACAUCUUCGUCGCAUGAUCUGAUCAAUGCGACCAUACGCAACUAGAAAUUUAAGUGCAACUUGAAGUCAUACAUAAUGUUUGUGAAACACCCCCCAGAUUUGGCAGAUUAUGUAAAGCACGAUAUAAAUAUACUUCCAAGAAAAAAAUUCUUUUUAGUCAAAUUGAUGUUGUGAUACCCCAAAAUUAAAGAAAGGCAGAUUCCAUGAUCACAUGUUAUACACUGAGCUUAUUGCAUUUUCUCUGGAAGCUGUAUAGGGCGAGAUUGGCGAUGUUCAUACCAUCUUAUUGUGUAUUUACUAACUCAACUCAAUAGGCCUUAAUUUGCCAGAAGCUCAAGGGAUAGGUAACAACAGAACAAAGGGCACCUCCUCUACUAAAGAGUAAUCCUUUCAUUGAUGAACUGGUUAUUGAUUUCCUUUCAUAAGCGAUGUUAUGCUUAUUAAAGUGGCAGCCUCACUUGCAUUUGACCAACAGCCCUUAUAUCUACAAACUCAACACAUAGCAUUUUAUCCAUGUUCUGUGUUUGCAACCACAUUACAACAUACAUGCUUUUUUACCAUAAUGGAUGAAAAUGAGAAGUUUGGUCAUUAUUAUACUCCUUUAUUUCAAUUUUUGUUGUUUGAUUAUUGCAGACAAAAUUUUUGCACUCAAAGUAGAUCAUAAAACAUAAUCAUUAUCCAAACGAAUGCUUAUUUCCUUUGGAAAAUCUUGAUGAGCUUUAGUUAGAAAUUGUUAGUUCAACCAUACGUCUGGGCCCUCGUAACACAAAGAAUAGGACGAAUAGCAAAUAUGAAAGAAUGCUUCUGAUUGGUUCCUGGUCAGUAUUUUUAGCCUAAUGCACGUGUGACAUUGAUCCUUAUUGGUCAGUUAAUUUAGCGAUUGAUCACUAAUCUGUUACAGAGUCCAUGCCAGGAUGUGGUAUCGUUUGUAUGAUUAUUUCAUGUGGACUGAUUCAUCUUUCCCAUUUAAUAUUUCAUCAUUAUUUAAUUAAGUUAUUUGAAGGUCUUUCUUUUGAUUAGAGAACAACAAAACAUGAUGGUAAAUCAGAACUCACCAAAGAAUUGUGGAUUCAUAUAUCAUUUAUUCUAGUGCUAGUAGCCUAUAUAAGGGAAAACUCGGUGGCCUUAAGUAGGGAUUAAUGCAAGAACAAAUCAACAAGUCAGAAUGGAAUUGUGUACAUAAUUAUGUUUUAUUUCAGAUUAAUGUGUGGUGCUAGUGCAAAUAAAUAAUAUAUGUUAUACCAGAUAAAUCAAAUAUACAUUUAAGCUGUUCAAAGUA
Messenger RNA from Lytechinus variegatus (green sea urchin), 3024 nucleotides. RefSeq names its product LYR motif-containing protein 2-like. The transcript has 3 exons. The record is from RefSeq and is a predicted model, not a curated record. The coding region runs from base 44 to 307 and encodes 87 amino acids. Lineage: Eukaryota; Metazoa; Echinodermata; Echinoidea; Temnopleuroida; Toxopneustidae. Gene Ontology annotation, cellular component: mitochondrion.